ACUUAAAAAUUAAUACAAUUUGCGUCUCUUUUGUUCCAGGGACGUGAAUUAUCAAAUUUUAAAAAAGCAGUCUGUGUUAUUAAUGACAAAACAGUUUUUACAAAUUAUUCAUGUUUUGCCAAACCAAUUAGUCGUUAUAAAACAAUUAUUAAUAUUGCUGGUCAUCUUGGUAAACGAGUGGACGAAAUGUCGGCUCAUCUUCAGUUAUUUAAAAAAUUUAAUGUUGUCUAUCGCUCAUUUCUAAUUAAUGUAACGGAGGACUUUUGCCUAAGAUUUGAAAAGAAAACCAAUGCACCGUAUUUAAAUAUUUUACAUAGUGUUGGAGAAAGAUUUACAAAUUUAAAUCACACUUGUCCUUACGAAGGCUGGUUAAUAUUUAAAGAUUUUGAAUUGGAUCUAAGCAAGCUCAAGUUUUUAUUGCCGGAUGGUGAAUAUCGUUUUGAUAUUGAACCAAUUAUUAACAAAGCUACGUCUCCUCAAUUUGCGAUGCAAUUUUUCUUUGAAAUGACACCUACAUUUGGAUGAAAUUUUAAAGAGAUACAAAUUUGUAUAUUUUUUUUUUUAAACAAUUAAGAGUGAAAUUUUAAAAGUGAUAAAAUACCUACAAAUAAUAGAUAUUUGAAAAAAAAUAUAUAUAUAAUUAAGAGACU
Molecule: messenger RNA, 650 nt
Organism: Episyrphus balteatus (marmalade hoverfly)
Lineage: Eukaryota; Metazoa; Arthropoda; Insecta; Diptera; Syrphidae
Exons: 3
Coding region: 187-525 (112 amino acids)
Source: RefSeq, a predicted model, not a curated record